UCGGCUCCCGUGGGGCAGUGGAUCUGCCGGGCGCCUCCUCGGGCCGUGACCCCGGGGUCUGGCGCGGGGUGGGACCGGGGAGCUGGUUUGCGCAAAAUGCGCCGGGGCUGCGCGGGAGAGGAGCGGCGGCCGCGCUGAGCCAGAGCCAUGAGCCACCAGAUCCUGCUGCUCCUGGCCGUGCUGACCCUGGGCCUGGCUACCUCCCAACAGGGCGACAAGGUACCCUGUAAGAAGGUGAACAAGGAGGCCUUCUGCCAGUACCUUGGCCUGGUGCAGGUCCCCUCGGCGCUCCCGCGGGACGUGGAGGCCCUUGACCUGUCCGGAAACCAGCUUCAGAGCGUCCUGGCCUCGCCCCUCGGCCUCUACACGGCACUUCGUCACCUGGACCUGAGCUCCAACGAGAUCAGCUUCCUCCAGCCAGGUGUCUUCCAGGCCCUGUUCCAUCUGGAGCACCUCAACCUGGCCCACAACCGCCUGGCGCUGAGCACGGGGGGCCUGGGUCCCCUGCUGCACGUGAAGUCUCUGGACCUGUCUGGGAACAGCCUGUACAGCGGCCUUGUGGAGCAGCUGCUGGGGGAGGCGCCCGCCCUGCGCACCCUCGCCCUGGCGGAGAACAGCCUGACCCGCCUUGCCCGCCAGACCUUCUGGGGCGCACCUGCACUUGAGCGGCUGGACCUACACAGCAACGUGCUGAUGGACAUUGAGGACGGCGCCUUCCAGGCCCUGCCCCACCUGACCCACCUUAACCUCUCCAGGAACUCCCUCACCUGCAUCUCCGACUUCAGCCUCCAGCAGCUGCGGGUGCUGGACCUGAGCUGCAACAGCAUCGAGGCCUUUCAGAUGGCUCCUGAGCCCCAGGCCGGGUACCAGCUCACCUGGCUCGACCUGCGGGAAAACAAACUGCUCCACUUCCCCGACCUGGCCGCGCUCCCGAGACUCAUCUACCUGAACGUGUCCAACAACCUCAUCAGUCUCCCUGCGGGGCCACCCCAGCGUGGCAAGGCCAUCCAUGCACCUUCUGAGGGCUGGUCCGCCUCGCCCCUCUCGAACCCCAGCCGGAAUGCCAGCACCCGCCCCCUCUCCCAGCUCUUGAAUCUGGAUUUGAGCUACAAUGAGAUUGAGCUUGUCCCCGAGGGCUUUCUCGAGCACCUGACCUCCCUGCGUUUCCUGAACCUCAGCCGAAACUGCUUGCAGGCCUUUGAGGCUCAGAGUGCGGGCUCCCUGCCCUGCCUGGUGCUCCUGGACGUCAGCCACAAUGCGCUGGAGACACUGGAGCUGGGCACCAGAGCCCUGGGAUCUCUGCGGACGCUGCUCCUGCAGCACAAUGGCCUGCGGGACCUGCCCCCAUACACCUUUGCUGGCCUGGCUAGCUUGCAGAGGCUCAACCUGCAGGGGAACCGGGUCAUUCCAUGUGGCGGGCCAGGUGGGCCUGGACCCUCCGGCUGCGUGGACUUCUCUGGCAUCUCCUCCCUCCGCAGCCUAAACUUGGUGGACAACGAGUUGGAGACGCUCUGGGCAGGUGCCUUCCUCCACACACCACUAACCGAGCUGGACCUCUCUUCCAACCCCGGCCUGGAUGUGGCCACGGGGGCCUUGGCGGGCCUGGAGGCCUCCUUGGAGGUCCUGGCCCUGCAGGGCAAUGGGCUGGAGGUCCUGCAGGUAGACUUGCCCUGCUUCAGCUGCCUCAAGCAGCUCAAUCUCGCCGAGAACCGCCUGAGCCGCCUGCCGGCCUGGACGCAGGCCGUGUCUCUGGAGGUGCUGGACCUGAGGAACAACAGCUUCAGCCUGCUGCCCAGCAGUGCCAUGGGCGGCCUGGAGACCAGCCUGCGGCGCCUCUACCUGCAGGGGAAUCCGCUCAGCUGCUGCGGCAACGGCUGGCUGGCGGCCCAGCUGCACCAGGGCCGCGUGGACGUGGAUGCCACCCAGGACCUGAUCUGCCGCUUCGACUCCCAGGAGGAGGUGUUCCUUAGCCACGUGCGUCCUGAGGACUGUGAGAAGGGGGGGCUCAAGAAUGUCAACCUCAUCAUCAUCCUCACCUUCACACUUGUCUCUGCCGUUGUCCUCACCAUGCUGGCCACCUGUUGCUGUGUCCGCCAGCAGAAGUUCAACCAGCAGUACAAAGCCUAGAGCAGCCAGGCUGCAGGAGAGCUCAGCCGGGAGCCCCUUCCAGGACAGCGGGGGGAGCCCGAGGCACAGAGGAGGGUGAGGUCUAACCCAAGGGCCACACAGUGAGCCAGGGUCCCAGAACCCUGGUCUCUAAACCCCAGCCCGGGCUUCCUCUCCCUGCAUCCUGCUGCCAUCGGUAGGUGACGCACUUCCCAGGCCUCACAUGUGGUCCAGCUGCGGAAGCUGGACGCCGAGCUGUAUUGGGAGUGACAAAGAAUGAGGAUGACCCAUCAGAUCCACAAAUCUUCCCCCGACAUCUGUUUUGUGCCACACCCUGCGCUGGGCACUGAGGACACUGGCGAAGGAGACACGGCAAGCAUCUCCCAGUCGGGGUGGGGAUGGCAUCACAGCGCUGUGCAGCGACCACACAGUGUGGAGCCCAGGGCUGAGUGCCUGGAGGGGAAGGGGGUUGGCCGGGGGAGGGGGGGAGCCCUGCCCCGCCAGGCCAGGGCCAGGGAAGGGAAAGACCAGGAGGAUUUGUCUGAGACCUUUCCAAGCAGACUGUUGGUCACGUCUUCUGAGAAUGACUUUCAGCUUCUCCGGAACAUGACGAACGUGUAACUGGAAGAGAACCGGAGCCACAUGCGUGUGCCUUGGGUCCAGCGCUCUAGGCAGGCUGUGGCGGCUGCAGCAGGUCCGGUUCCCAGGCUGUUGCCCUGGGCUCCGGCCAGCACUGGGCCGUCAUUUCCUGCUCUGGGCGGACUUUUUGCCCACCUGGCUCUCUGGCGUUGCACACCGGCCCCCAUACCGCCGUGGCCUCCACUCCCCGCUCCCUCCCAGGAGGGAAGGCCUGAGGUCUCCGGUUCUGUUUUGCCCCAGGCUUGGCAGCUGUAACAAACCCCAGCCUGCGCCUGCCUCUUGAUGACAACCUUCUGAGGCUGGUGUUUAAUCCCAGUUUAUAAAAGAGGCUCCAGGCCUCCCCGCAGGGUGACCCGGCUACAAAAUGCCGCACUGAGAUUCAGAAUCACACCGUCCUGACUCCGGGGACUGAGCUUUGCCGCUGCGGGGCUGCCGGCUGUCAGGGGAACGGAAGGGGCCCCCAUUGCUGGCGCAGGGCCUGGGAGCAUCCUGCACUGUACAUCCCACCGGCUCCUCUCCCUCCACUCUCCCGGGCAGGCAGAGAGAAGACAGGCGGCCACAGGCCCUCUCCUCCUCGGCCUCAGUUUCCCCUCAUUCCCUCCUUGGCAGACGGGUGUGGGUUCUUUUUCUCUUUUUUGCUCUUGCAUUCCCAUUUUCCAAUGAGCACAGCCUAGAAUGUGAGACCAUUGAGUCCCACCUCCCCCUUACACAGAUAGGGAAACUGAGGCUUAGGAAGAGAAAAGGACGUGCUCAGAGAUGCACACGUCAGUGGCAGAGCCUGUGGAAAAAAAGGUGGAUUCAGACCUCAUUACGGGUGUCAGGGGGUGGGUUGGGGGGUGGGGGUUGGACCUGAGUGGUUUUCUUCUCUCUCAGGUGUCACAUCACAAGAUAAUGCUCCAACCGCUCUUUUGGGUCCUCCUCAUACAGGGAUCCUCCCCUCUUAGAAAAGUGGGUUAAAAAGAAUCCAGAUCUAGCCCCUUGUCCCUCAUACCCAUGGAACCAUGGGCUGUCCUGGGACCAGCCCAGGACCCUGUGCUAUUGUCUUCACCUCCCACCUGUGCUUGGCCGUGGUCUGGCUCAGGAUGAUGCUGGGUAAAGUGUGAGACAAUGGAAACUCCACUCUCUGCCCCAUCUUACAGAUGAAAAAACUGAGGCCCAGAGAGGGAUCAAGGACUCAGGAAGUCAAUGGCAAAGCCAGGGCUGGAACUUGAUGUCCUGGCCCCAUCUGGGGCCCUGGGGGCCUGAGGGGCAGCCCAGGGGCCCAGUCCUGUUUGGAAUUGUGACUACAGGUGCUCACUGCACACACACUCUUUCUCAGGCUUGGGGCAGGUGUGGGCCCCUCCACGCCUGAUCUUUGAAAACACUACACAAUGCUGCUCUCACCUCCCAGGAGCCAGGCCACAGCCCAGGCCCUGGGACUAGCUCUUUGUAUAACCCACAUGAAUGUAUUAAAAAAUAAUUUUGGA
Messenger RNA from Eptesicus fuscus (big brown bat), 4211 nucleotides. It is a transcript of the gene LRRC32, whose product is annotated as leucine rich repeat containing 32. Lineage: Eukaryota; Metazoa; Chordata; Mammalia; Chiroptera; Vespertilionidae. The coding region runs from base 148 to 2127 and encodes 659 amino acids. The transcript is spliced from 3 exons. The record is from RefSeq and is a predicted model, not a curated record. Gene Ontology annotation, molecular function: protein binding. Gene Ontology annotation, cellular component: plasma membrane.